This is a messenger RNA of Lolium perenne, 2241 nucleotides long. NCBI's taxonomy places the organism in Eukaryota, Viridiplantae, Streptophyta, Magnoliopsida, Poales, Poaceae. The record is from RefSeq and is a predicted model, not a curated record.
AUGGCCUCGCCUUCAUCUGAGUCCACGCCCGCGACGGUUUCUGUUACGCCGCCGGGUGUUUCCCCGAUCGGGAGCACGGCCCCUCCGCCUGCUCCGAUCGUGAGCGCGGCCUCGCUGUUUCCGGCUUCGCCGGUGAAUUCCGCCGGCGCCCUGCAGCUUCCGGCUGCGUCUUCAGGUGCCGACAGCGCCCCGCAGCUUCCGGCUGCGUCUCCAGGUGCUGCCAUGGCCGGCGCCCCGUCUACUGCAGAGUCCACCAUCACCAACGCGACAGCACCGCUGCCGGUGAUCCCGCCUUCGAUCUACACCAACGCUGCACUCCUCGCCGCCUCUCUUGGUCACGGAUCCGGGCAGGGACACGGGGUGAACUUCCCUGGCUACCCUGGGUACUACCCUGGCUACCCUGGGUAUGCAAUGAUGGCGCCAGGUAGCUAUGCGCCAGGUGGCUAUGCGCUUCCGCCCAUGGCGCCGGGCAGCUAUGCGCCCCCGCCCGUGGCAUCACCCUCGCUAGGGUUUGGCUCACCGGCGCCAACAACGGCGCUAGCUCUGCCCUAUGGCUCUACUCCACCACCGCCACCGGGCCCUGCUGCACCAUCCAUGCCAGUGCCGCCGAUGCAUCACCAGCCGUUCCCAGCACACGGUCUGCCACCGGUGGUCACCAUUGCCUCGUCCAUCACCAUCAGACUGACGAGCGAAAAUUAUUUGUUCUGGCGUGCACAAGUCGGUCCUCUUCUUCGCAGCCACAUGCUCAUGGGAUAUGUUGAUGGCUCUCUUCCGUGUCCUAGUCCUCAUGUUGAUGUUUCUCAUGCCGGUGCCAUGCAUCAUGCACCUAACCCGGCUCAUCAACAUUGGACUCAGCAGGACCAGGCUAUUCUCUCUGGGUUCGUCUCCUCGAUGACUGAAGGCGUCCUAGGCAUGAUCAUGUUCUCGGGUACCUCUCGCGAGGCUUGGGAGACCCUUAGUGGAGCUUUUGCCUCCACCUCCAUUGCUCGGUCCUCUGCUAUUCGACAGGAGAUGGCUGAACUGAAGAAAGGGAACAAGACCGUCAAUACUUAUUUCCAUCAGAUGAAGGCCCUCUCAGAUUCCCUCACCAGCAUUGGCGAGCCCUUGCGUGAUGCGGAGUUUGUCUCAUACAUACUUGCUGGACUUGAUGAGGAGUAUGAUGCCCUGUAUCAAGUGGUUACGAAUCGUACCACUCCUAUACAAAUUCGUGACUUGUUCUCGCAACUUCAGGCUACAGAACAACGCAAACUGGCUCAGCGUCGCUCGAGUAGCUCCUCGCAUUUUCCUGCUGCACAUAUUGCUGCACCUCCUGCAGCCUAUGGGGCCGGCCGUGGUGGACCCCGUCCCCCAACACCAUCCGCCAAGACCGCACCUACAGCCACGCCCAAGCAGAAUGGUGGGCGUACUCCUGUUGUCUGUCAGCUGUGUGAUACUCCGCGCCAUGUGGCAUCUCGGUGUUACAAGAGGUUCAACCGUGAUUUUCUUGGCCUUGGCAAUGAUGGGAGCGUUACAGAGAAGCAACUUGCUAUGGCGAUGUCUGCCUCUCAUGGCUCUCAGGGUGCUUCACAGUCCGUAGACCCGGCGUGGUAUGCGGACUCCGGUGCCACUCACCACAUUACUAGCGAGCUUGACAAGCUCACUUCGCGCGAGCCCUACCACGGCACUGAUCAGGUCCAUACAGCUAAUGGCACAGGUAUCGGACGCGGGAGUCGGCUCGACGUUUUUACUCCAUCGGACGCUUACGUCGAUCAUGGUCUGCAUGGGAGUGCCCCUGGCUGCGUGCAGCCAUGCACAGCUCCUGCCACUGAGCUAGGCUCUGCCUUGGGCUCUGUGCAAGCCGAGCCGGGAGAUAUCACGUCUGGCUGUUGCCCCGCCUCGGGCUCCGCGCCCACGCCCAGCUUCAGCUCCGCGCCCACGCCCAGCUCCAGCUCGGUCUCCCGCCCAGCUCCACGUGAGCAGCAUGGCUUGCUGCAUGCUGGCUCGCUGCAUGCCCAGGAGCAGCUGCUAUCGCAUGACGAGCAGCACAUGCAUGUGUCUGCUCCAUUCACUGGCCCACUGCAUGGCUCCACAGAUACAGCACCAGCAGGAGUGGUCACGGAAUCUGCACCUGACAUGGAUCCUUCAUUCUACUUGCUCCACAGAUACAGCAACGCCAGUGGUCACAUCACCGCCUCCUGCCCCGCCCGCUGGACCUAUGACACGUCGGCGACACGCUCAUGCGGCACUGAAGCACACUCUUGA